Messenger RNA from Radiomyces spectabilis, 1278 nucleotides. RefSeq names its product ArgJ family protein. NCBI's taxonomy places the organism in Eukaryota, Fungi, Mucoromycota, Mucoromycetes, Mucorales, Radiomycetaceae. The transcript has 2 exons. Bases 1 to 1278 code for a protein of 425 amino acids. Gene Ontology annotation, cellular component: mitochondrial matrix. Gene Ontology annotation, biological process: L-arginine biosynthetic process; L-ornithine biosynthetic process. The record is from RefSeq and is a predicted model, not a curated record. Gene Ontology annotation, molecular function: L-glutamate N-acetyltransferase activity, acting on acetyl-L-ornithine as donor; L-glutamate N-acetyltransferase activity, acting on acetyl-CoA as donor.
AUGCAACGCCGUGCUUACACUAGUUACGAGCAUUUGUCCGCACGAAAACAAUCCUUUAUCCCUAAAACCGGUGUGUAUCCUGCCGGGUUUCGAGCUGGAGGUGUGCACUGUGGUGUGAAGAAGAAUGGUAAUAAAGACGUGGCGCUGGUCCUAUCCGAUCGUCCUUGUGCUGGUGCAGCUGUCUUUACUACCAAUGCAUUCAAAGCAGCGCCUGUCCUGGUCAGCAAAGCAACUCUCGCCAAGAACAAUGGCGGCCUUUACGGUGUCGUGACCAACUCGGGCUGUGCGAACGCGGUGACGGGAGCCCAAGGUUUGGUCAAUGCAGAAAGAAUGCGAGCCGUAGUAGACGAACUGGUCGAUGCUCCUUUGAGUGCUUUAACCAUGUCCACGGGUGUGAUUGGACAGCAACUGCCUAUUGCCAAGAUCGAAGCCGGUAUCCGCGACGUAUACACCAAACUGAGUGCGGACCACGACCAAGGCUGGAUGCAAGCCGCCGAAGCUUAUAUGACCACUGACACCUUUCCUAAACUGUUAUCGGGCGAAUUCAAAGUUGGCGCCAAUUCAUUCAGAAUGGCCGGUAUUGCCAAGGGCGCAGGCAUGAUUCACCCGAAUAUGGCGACCUUGCUGGGAUUCAUGGUCACUGAUGCAUAUGUGGAACCCAAGUUACUUCAGGAAGCACUUCAAUACGCUAUUGAUCGCAGUUUCAACGCCAUCAGCGUCGAUGGCGAUAUGAGCACCAACGAUACUAUCGCUGUUCUGGCUAAUGGCGCUAGUGAUGUCCGCAUUGAACAAGAAGGUGAAGCUUACACUGUGUUUCGCGACGGUUUAACUUCCUUUGCCGCCGAAUUGGCCCAAUUGGUCGUCCGCGAUGGCGAAGGCGCUACCAAGUUCGUCACCAUUCACGUCAAGGGAGCCGAGACGUUUGAAAAGGCGAAACAAGCCGCUUCUCACAUUUCCACUUCCAUGUUGGUCAAGUCGGCAUUGUACGGUCAAGAUGCCAACUGGGGUCGUAUCUGUGCCAGUCUCGGACAUUGCGGUUUUGAAGUUGACCCUUCGCGUGUAAGCGUCUCGUUUGUCCCUGCCGAUGGCUCCGAACGUUUAAAGCUGAUGGUUAAUGGCGAACCCGAAGAGGUGAACGAAGAGCGAGCUUCUGAAAUUUUGAAAUUCGAAGACCUCAAUAUCGAAGUCGAUAUUGGCUUGGGACAAAGCGAUGCCAAAUUCUGGACGUGCGAUCUCAGUCACGAAUACGUCUCCAUCAAUGCCGAUUACCGUUCCUAA